Telopea speciosissima is the source of this 1761-nucleotide messenger RNA. Its product is annotated as protein CANDIDATE G-PROTEIN COUPLED RECEPTOR 7-like. Gene Ontology annotation, biological process: transport. Gene Ontology annotation, cellular component: membrane; Golgi apparatus. The transcript has a single exon. NCBI's taxonomy places the organism in Eukaryota, Viridiplantae, Streptophyta, Magnoliopsida, Proteales, Proteaceae. The record is from RefSeq and is a predicted model, not a curated record. Bases 69 to 1391 code for a protein of 440 amino acids.
AGUGUCAGACAAGUUAAGAGAGUGAGACAAGCGAGAGAUUUGAGAUCUGAUACGCAGGUCUCGUAAAAAUGGCGAUCUCUUAUCAAUUCUCUCGGUUCUUCAUCGUAGUCAUCCUCGUUUCGUUCUUCUUCUCGUUCGCAUUCGCUGAGAUUCGUUUUUCGGAGAUAAGGUCCGACGAUCGAUCCAUCAUCCCUUUCGAUGAGUUUGGAUUCACCCACACAGGUCGUCUCGAACUCAACGUUUCCCAAAUUUCAUUCUCUAACCCCAGUCCGGAACUCGAUCUCCAACAGGUUGGGUUCUUCCUCAGCACCAGAGAUUCCUGGAUCCAUGUCCUUCAACAGAUCCAGGAUCUGGACAUCACAUGUGCUCUCCAAUCCGAUCUCGUCAAGGUUGUCUACACCUUUGAUCGUCUCAAAGGUGCUAAAAGCUUCGGUUUUGUCUUUUCGGAGACCGAUGCGAAUCAGUUCACCCUCGUCUUCGCCAACUGCCUUCAACAGCUUCAGGUCUCUAUGGAUGUUCAGUCUGCCAUGUAUAAUCUCGAUCCUAAGACCGGUAGCCGCGACUACUUAUCAGCCGGUGCGACCUUUCUCCCAAGACUUUACUUUAUGUUUUUCUUGGUUUAUUUCUCUAUGGCGGGCCUUUGGAUCUACAUCCUUCACAAGAAGCGGUUGACUGUCUUCCGGAUCCAUUUCUUUAUGCUCGCCGUGGUUAUCCUGAAGGCGCUGAAUCUUCUAUGUGAGGCAGAGGACAAAUCCUACAUUAAGCGCACCGGCAGCGCUCACGGUUGGGAUGUCCUCUUUUACAUUUUCAGUUUUUUGAAAGGAAUUACGCUGUUCACCUUGAUUGUCUUGAUCGGAACGGGCUGGUCCUUCCUGAAACCGUAUCUGCAAAACAAGGAGAAGAAGGUAUUGAUGAUUGUGAUCCCUCUCCAGGUGGUUGCGAAUAUAGCACAGGUCGUGAUCGAUGAGAGCGGACCCUAUGCACAGGACUGGAUCACGUGGAAACAGGUGUUCCUGCUUGUUGAUGUUAUUUGCUGUUGCGCUGUGCUGUUCCCUAUUGUGUGGUCCAUUAAGAAUCUGCGAGAGGCUGCUCGCACUGAUGGAAAGGCUGCGGUAAACUUGAUGAAGUUGACGCUGUUCCGGCAAUACUACAUUGUUGUUAUCUGCUACAUUUACUUCACACGCGUUGUGGUUUACGCCUUGGUGACUAUCACGUCAUACCGUUAUAUGUGGACAAGUGUGGUGGCCGGAGAAUUGGCAACUCUUGCAUUCUACAUAUUCACAGGGUAUAAAUUCAGGCCUGAGGCGCACAAUCCAUAUUUUGUAAUUGAUGAUGAAGAGGAGGAAGCUGCUGCUGAAGCGCUGAAGCUGGAAGACGAGUUUGAAUUAUGAUUAAUUCAGGAUUAUUGAUACUGUUGGACUGGUAGCUCCCUCUGGGCUCCGACUUUUGAAAAAUGCGGUGGAAAAGGACAGCUCACAGUUAUUGCAUUGGGAAGGAGGUCGAGGUAGGAAUUACUUUGGUUUCAUUGGUCAAUCUUUUAUAGGAGGCUUGGAGUUCUUGUUCAGCCUAAGUUUGUGUCCCCUCCCCCCCAAACCCGGUUUAUGGUUUUUCUGUGUGUGUUUUACCUAUGGUUAUUUGUUAGUUACAUAGUGACUGGAAGUCCAGAAUACCAGAACCUCUGCACAUGCUUUAAUGUUAGAAAAGCCCUAUGUGUGAUUCCUCUCUCCCCCCACCCCCUAGAAAAGGGUACUUUCUUUUGUG